Molecule: messenger RNA, 402 nt
Organism: Linum tenue
Lineage: Eukaryota; Viridiplantae; Streptophyta; Magnoliopsida; Malpighiales; Linaceae
Source: the annotation of a GenBank genome assembly
AGGAUUAGGAAGAGGAAAAGGGAAGCACUUCUGCAGGAUACAGGAGGUAGCUCUAUUGAGCUUGACAUCUAUUUAAGAUGUCAAACUGAUGGCAUCAAUGAGGAGAGUGAUGAUGCCAAGUUUGACAUCUUGAGUUGGUGGUCUCGACACUCUGGAACAUAUCCGAUUCUUGCUGAGAUGGCUAAGGAUAUCCUAGCUGUUCCCAUCUCUUCUGUUGCCUCAGAGGCAACCUUCAGCUGUGGCAGUCAGAUUCUCAGUCCAUUCAGGUCUUCUUUGAGUGAUAUCAUGUUGGAGGCAUUGAUUUGUGCGGAGGAUUGGAUAAAGUAUCAAGAUGUCAGGGCCGGAGAUAAUGACGAUAGGGAAGAAGAUGAAGAGAUCAUGGAUUUGGAAAGCGUUAAUACC